AUGUCAACCGAUUUUUCUUGUUUCCUUUAUGGUACUCUGAUUUUUCCUGAAGUUAUUGGCCGCAUACUUAGUAAUGGUGGUAAAGAAAAAAUCACCGUUGAUCUUAAUUCUGGUGCUCCAGCUGUUUUGAAGGGAUAUAAACGUUAUCAAGUUCGUGGUGCUUGGUAUCCGGCCAUAAUAAAAAGUAAUGAAAAUGAUGAAGCAAAAGGUGUUUUUCUUAAAGGUCUUUCCUAUAAUGAUAUUUUGAAACUCGAUGAUUUCGAGGGUGAUCAAUAUAAAAGAAUGGAUGUUAAAGUAUUUGUUGGCGAUUCUUUGGAUCCUAUACCGGCCCAAACUUAUGUUUGGAUUGAUUCUGCUAAUUUGUUGGAUGAUAAAGAUUGGGAUUCAACUGAAUUUAAAAAAAAAUUUGAUAUGGAUAUGAUUGAUUUAUCUAGCGAUGAGAAUAACGAUGUUAAAAAUAGGUGA
Molecule: messenger RNA, 465 nt
Organism: Dentiscutata erythropus
Lineage: Eukaryota; Fungi; Glomeromycota; Glomeromycetes; Diversisporales; Gigasporaceae
Source: the annotation of a GenBank genome assembly